This is a messenger RNA of Drosophila grimshawi, 2979 nucleotides long. Its product is annotated as PAX-interacting protein 1. Bases 153 to 2486 code for a protein of 777 amino acids. The record is from RefSeq and is a predicted model, not a curated record. Lineage: Eukaryota; Metazoa; Arthropoda; Insecta; Diptera; Drosophilidae. The transcript is spliced from 3 exons.
AUUGAAAUCGUGGUGGUGGUUGUUGGUUGAAAUUCUGUUCUGCUUCCUCUUCAUAUUGCUGAGAGUGCGCUCGCUCUCUCGCUUGCUGCCGUUUAAGCGUAUAUUUUUAACAUAACUACUCGAAAAUAAAGGCAAAUAAAAAAGACAGACCGAUGUUGAUGCCGCGUUAUUCCGAUCCGGACAACCAUAAGGACAAUAGCUUUACGGUUAAGCACGGCCACACCUCCACGACCGUGGCCGCCCACACGAAAAUGCGUCUGCUGAGCAAAGUGGAGCACAACAUGCGCCAGCAACAGCAACAGAAUCAGCAACAGAGUCCCGGUCAAAAUCAGAGCAUCAGAAAGAUUAUCCACACAGCCGCCACGGGCAAUGGAUUGGUUGGCGAUGUGGAUGAACUGCUAACGCCCAUGCGGAUUAAGGCACAUGCAUCCCCGCCAGUGAUAUCGAGUGUGGAAAGCGUUGGCCACGGCUCCGGCGAUAGCGGCAGCAAGGAGUUACAUCCACGACCCGAACGCAACCUGUGGAGUCGGCUCGAGAUGCUUGAGAUGCUCAACAUAAUGCAGCAGAUGAACGCCCUGGAGCAGCUAAACGAUCGGAAUGUAAAGAGUGAACAGGUCUUCCGCCAGAUCGAGCAGGUGAUGCGCAGCAAGGGCCACGUGAAGAAGUCCAGCAUACAGAUCUGGACCAAAUGGAAGUUCCUCAAGUCCACAUAUAACACAACAACCCGUCAAGGUAACGGCAUACCCAAAGUUGUCCCUGAGGAAGUAUAUCGGGUGCUCUGUCGCAUGCUACGCGAGAAUGCCAGCGCCAAUGGCAGCGGCAGUGGCAUCAGCAGCGAAUGCGGCAACUCCAUGGACAGUUCAAAUGCUGAAAUGGCCAAAACAUUGGCCAACAGUGACGAUAGCAAAGAUGAGCUCGGCGUAGAGCAUCCCAUAUUCGGUUUCUGUUUGGGACUGAUCAAGCCGGAACCCGUGGAUACAGGCUACGAGACGACGACAAUGAACAAUGCCAGCAACGAAUCCGAGCAAGAGAUAGAAUCCGUAGACUUUGUACAAAACGGGGAACGUACCCAGGACGCGACACAGUCCUCAUUGGAGCACACGCCAUUCAUGGUCUCGGUUAAGAAUGAGCCGGAAAUGGAUCUGGGCAUGGAUGGCACCAACACACCGCCGCCCACGGCGCCCACGUCGCCCUCGCCACCACCACCACCACCACUAACACCGGCAGGCCAAUUGGAAAGCGAUAACAAGUGCCAGUUGUACCCAGCGAAGUCGUCGACAACAUCAACUUCGCUGCGCGUUGCUGCCUUUGCGAAUGAUGGGCCCAAAAUGACGGCAUCCACGCCCACACAUGGGGUACUGCAGAUCGAGCGUCCGAUGCCGGCGCUGAACAGGAAUCCUCUCAAUUCGACUGCUGGUGGCAAGGGGAAUCGCUCGAUGCCGCUGCAGAGCACCAGUAGCAUUAAUUUUGUGCAUCCCACUACCAAAUUGAUGCUGCCUCGCAAGCAGCUGCCAGUGCGAUUCCCGCGCGAGAUUAGCGUGCAGCCGGCGAGGUUGGGUGCCAUGAAAGUGGUGCCCAUGCGGGAAACGGGUUACUUGCUGCGGCCAGAACGUAUGAUACCCGAUCUGGAGCAGUCCAUAUCGCCGCCACAGUCGCCUUCGCCGCCAAUGCCCAAAUAUUCCAUACCCUCGUAUGCCUCAACCAGUCGCCAGGCGCAGCAGCAACAGCAGCAGCUCAGCGAAGAGCAUAACCAGCAGCAGCAUCCGUUUCGCAAGCGACGUCUCCAGUUCCUGCAGCAAUCGCCUGUGCCCGUCAAGCUACAGCGCAGCUCCACACACCAUGAGCACAAGCCUCAUGGCAAUUAUCGCAGCUACGAAUCGUCUGGCGUUCCGACAGAUGACUAUAAGCAUAAACUGGUCGCCGAGGAGGCGCAGCGUCGCAAGCAGCAGCAAGAGGAUCUGUUCAAGAAGGAGCUCACCCAGCUGGCCACGGCCAUGCGCUCGGCGCAGAAGGACAUGCUCGAAGAUUUCUUUCGCCAGCAGAAAAUAUUCGCGCGACGCGAACAUGAGUUCCAGCUGAAGCAGGACUACUUGGUGAUGACUGCGUUGCGCAAGCAAACGGAUGCACUGCUACGCACAGCCAAGGAACUCAUGCUGCCGGCGGGGGAGGAGGAGGAGGAGGAGGAGACGGCGGAACCACAACAACAACAGGAGCAGGAUCAGCAACAGCAGACGGAAACAGAGGAUAGAGCCAACAAUAUGUUAUUAUUGCAGCCGGAAGUUGAGCUGCUGGAGGAGCAAGAAAACCAAGAGAAUGAGGAGAUGGAGGAUAUGGACGAGAUGCUGGACGAGUUUGAGGAGAAUGACACACAGUACAGUGAUGAUUGUAAUCAAAGCGAUGCAGCCUUGGAGGUGUCCACAUCCUUAGCCAGCGAAGAUGCCUCAAAUCAUAGCGCUAGUUUGGGCGAUGAUGCACAAAUAUGUUAAUUUAACCCCUAGUAUCAAGUAUUAUCACAAAAACUAUAUAUAUUAUUAUUGUUAUUUCUAAUUCCCAAAAAAAAAAAAAACAAACAAAUCAAAACAAAAAAGUGAAACCAGAAACAUUCCAAACACAUUCCUUAGUUUUGAGAAAAGAAAAGGUAAAAAUUAUAUAACAAAUAUACGCCUUUAAAUAUAUAUAAAUAGAUCUGUAUAUAUACACAUAUUCCUAGAGCAAAGCCCACAUUGUUAAAAGACUUGAUUAUAUUUAAGCACUAAGAAAAUGUCAAAAUACGAUUAAUUAAAAUGUAUUUAUUGUUCUGGUUGGUAGUCCCCGAAUUGUGGAUUAUCGCGAACGCUUGUGCUAUAUGCUAGCUAUUGGAAACAUCAGAAUAUACGCAUACAUAGUGAUAUUUAAGCAAUGUCAAAAUCGAUGCAGAAAUGGAACCCGUUUAAAUAUAUUAAAUGCUUACUUUUUAUUAAGCGAUUUAAAUAACAUUAA